UUCAGGCCAAACGAGACCGGCGAAAAGCUGCAGAUGAUGACUUCGCAAAAUCGACUCCCGCAACUGAGGAAGGACGCGAUCACGGGGCGGUGGGUGGUUUUCUCGCCGGCGAGGGCCAAACGGCCCUCCGAUUUCAAGUCCAAAGCCCCGGCCACCGCCUCCGACCAUCGCGGGCGGUGCCCCUUCUGCUCCGGCAACGAGCACAUGUGCGCCCCGCAGAUCUUCCGGGUCCCGCCCGACCCAAGCUCCGACUGGAAGAUCCGGGUCAUCGAGAACCUCUACCCCGCGCUCGACAGGAACCUCAAAGAUGCCGACUUCGACGGCGGCGGCGGCGGCGGCGGCGGCGACGCCGACGUGUUGCGCGGGUUCGGGUUUCACGACGUGGUGAUCGAGACCCCCGACCAUUCGGUGCACCUCAGCGAUUUGUCGCCGAGGGAGGUCGGCGACGUGAUUCUCGCGUACAAGAAGAGGGUCGAGCAGCUAUUGACCUUCGAUUCGAUCAAAUACGUACAGGUUUUCAAGAACCACGGGGCAUCGGCCGGGGCAUCUCUAAGUCAUUCUCACAGCCAGAUAAUAGCUCUUCCCAUUGUCCCUUCCAAUGUUUCGGCUCGGAUCGAGUGCCUGAGGGAGCAUUUCCAUCAGACAGGGAAGUGUUGUCUCUGUGAAGUCCCAUCGAAUGAACUUUUGAUUGAUGAGUCGGCUCAUUUCGUUUCAUUUGUUCCCUUUGUGGCCUCAUCCCCUUUUGAGAUAUGGAUUGUGCCGAGGGAUCACUCUCCUCAUUUCCACGAACUAGAUGAUAACAAGGCUGCUGAUCUUGGAGGCCUGCUGAAACUGAUGCUUAGGAAGAUAUCUAUUCAGUUGAACGAUCCGCCGUUCAAUUUCAUGAUCCAGACUUCUCCGGUCCACACUUCCGUGUCCGAACUGGGUUCUACUCAUUGGUAUUUGCAAAUAGUACCACAGCUAACUAUUGUGGCGGGUUUUGAAGUUGCCACGGGUUGCCACAUAAAUCCAGUUUUCCCGGAGGAAGCUGCAAAAGUUUUAAGGGAAGUCCAUGUCCAGAUGUAGUUGGUGAAUGAAAUGCAUUACUAACUCAGAUUGGCUGAUGCGCUACAUGGUGGACACGCAUGGGGUUGGGUCUGCAUCGGGCACGAAUGAAAGUGACAUUAACCCAA
This is a messenger RNA of Eucalyptus grandis, 1172 nucleotides long. Its product is annotated as ADP-glucose phosphorylase. The record is from RefSeq and is a predicted model, not a curated record. Gene Ontology annotation, biological process: beta-D-galactose catabolic process via UDP-galactose, Leloir pathway. Gene Ontology annotation, molecular function: UDP-glucose:hexose-1-phosphate uridylyltransferase activity; zinc ion binding. NCBI's taxonomy places the organism in Eukaryota, Viridiplantae, Streptophyta, Magnoliopsida, Myrtales, Myrtaceae. The transcript is spliced from 4 exons. The coding region runs from base 34 to 1065 and encodes 343 amino acids.